AUUAAUAUGGUUUAAUCAGAUGAGCCGGAAUAUUUACAUAAGUCUCUGGAUCACUCGUCCGUGAGGAAACUGGAACAGCAAUUUUCGAUCCGCGCUCCUAUUUCGAUUUCGAUUCCGACUCGUAUACGUUGGUGCUAGCUCAUCAGUUCAAUUAAACUUGAGAGGAGGUAUUGCUAUCUGCUGAUCCACUCCAAUCCAAUCCAAUCACUCCGCGUAGUCUUCGGACUUUCAGAAUGAAGAUGGAGACUUCUUCUUUGGCAAUCGUGACUGCUCUUCUUCUUGUCGUGGCUCAGUUACCUCUGGGGCUCACUUUCUCAUCUAUGGCCCCAGCAUUCUUAUGGUCGUCUCAUCUAAAUGGGAAGAAAGAAAUGGUUGAUUAUAGAAUCCUCGCUCCCAGGGAUUUAGCCAAAUCUACAAUGACUGAAGGAGGAUGGUCAAAAUACCUGUGCUCAAGCGAGGAAGUGCAAGGAUCCAAUAACUUUGCCUUCCUUUUUAUUGGAUCAGAGUUGCAAUCUCUGGAAGUUUCCAGACCCGCAAAAACUGAUCCAGCACUUAUUGACUUGCUGAAGGACUCAAUUUCCAACUCCAAUUCCUCUGUGGCUUUUCCUUAUGUAGUUGCUGGAGAAGAGAAAGUAUCCAUUGAGAGUUCUCUGCUUUCUGAGUUUGCUGAAACUUGUCAGCAUGAUUUUGGAGUCAGUAGAAUUGCUUUAGUGGGGUCAUGUUCUGUGGAUGGUGAAAAUUUUGAUAAAAUAAAUGAUGUUAGCUUGGUUAAUGACUACCUGAACUCAAGGAUUGAAAAGUCUUCGGACGGGCACACUGAUCUGAUUGUCAUGUGCCCUGGAGAUUCCAUGUUAUCACAGGAUAAUGAUCAACCACAUUCCGAAAGCAGCAUUCUUUCUCAACUCCUAAAUGCAGUGAAUGAGAUGGGUGCAAAAUAUUCGUUCCUCUACAUUUCUGAUCCAUUUCGAUCUGAUGAGUAUGUCUCACACAAGGGACUGGAAAGGUUCCUUGCUGAAGGUACCAUGGGAAAUGCCUCUGCUAAUUCCACUGGCUGUGAUGAAGUUUGCCAGAUUAAGUCAUCUCUUCUGGAGGGAUUACUAGUGGGGAUCGUCUUGCUUAUUAUUUUGAUAUCAGGGCUUUGCUGCAUGAUGGGAAUUGAUACUCCUACAAGGUUUGAGACUCCAGAAGCAUCUUGAUUCAGAAACCUGUGAGGGAUUUUUGUUUUCCUGUAGUGGUGAUGAUGAUGGUUAUCUGCUAUGUAAUUUCUUUAGCCUCAUAGAGCUUUAUUUUAUUUACGAUGAACAAAUAACAUUCUGCUUGUGCACACUUUUUAUGAGGGAGUAAGUUAAAAUAAUGGAAAUGGCUUCCACGUAGGAGUUUGUCGAGCAA
Molecule: messenger RNA, 1389 nt
Organism: Salvia hispanica
Lineage: Eukaryota; Viridiplantae; Streptophyta; Magnoliopsida; Lamiales; Lamiaceae
Source: RefSeq, a predicted model, not a curated record